GUGUGCCACUUUAUCGGUGCCUCCGUGUACGAGAGCUGCAGGUACAAGUGUGAGACAUGCCGCGAGCUCGGUUGCCACAGGUGCGACAAUUGUUGCCUCAAUUUCAACUCCAGCUCCACUUCGAUUACUUGCGGUAUCUUGCAUCAGAAAUGCAAGCAGGUGAGCCAGGAGAGAGCGUAUCUGAUCAUGGGCGAUGAGUCGUGGCCUAUCGAGGGUGGGAUUCGCUACGUGGUCGAUGCGAAGACUACGCUGUUCGGCGUGUG
Prorocentrum cordatum is the source of this 263-nucleotide messenger RNA. Lineage: Eukaryota; Dinophyceae; Prorocentrales; Prorocentraceae. The record is from the annotation of a GenBank genome assembly.